AUGUUUUUGGUUUUCCUUUAUUUUAUAGGUCACAUGCAUAGUCAUAUGCGCAUAUAAUUCCACACCGUCGGUCCCUCCCUCUCUUUCUCUCUCACACGCAUUGACGCACAGUCCCCACACCCUCUCUCUCUCUCUCUCUAGACAUUCACACACAACACGAAGAGACAACACUACAACAAGCCAACAACAGUCGUCACAAGCUAAGAACAGUCCUCCCAAGCGAAUUCUUUCUCCUCCAUUCCUCUCUCUCUCUCACACACAAACGUUUUUAUGGACGCAAAGACCACUCUUUUACAAGAGUCAUCACGCAAGUAAACACACUAUCUCUUUCUCUCUCUCUCUCUCUCUCUCUCGACUCAAUUUCUGGAAAAAUUGCACAAAAAAACACACUGGUCGCAUGGCAGAUAUAACCAAGUACGCACCCAUUAAUGGCGGCAACUUGAUCUCAGACUUGAAAUCUCAAUUCUCAAUCAUCAGAACUAGAAAAACCGUCGGUUUUGCUUAUGCCUUCGUCUUCGUCUUCAUCGCCUUCACCAUCUUCCUUGCUUUUACUCCUUCCUCAACCUCCUCUUCCCCUUGGUUCACUAACAUUUUCAUUCUUCCCUCCACCACUAAUGCAACUUCUCCAUCUUCAUCUUUAGAUCAAUCUCAUUUUUCUUCUAUUUACGGCUAUUUCUUUCCAAACUCUUCCUCGCCAGAUUCUCAGAAUUCCUCACUGCCCCAGAAUGCCGGAUCUCCUUCGCCGCAGAAUCAUUCCCCACCUCAUAAAGUUGAAGUCUUGAACCCAACUAAUGCCACGAAUUCACCAGAGAAAUCUGACGUGAAUCGGACUUCCAGCGGUGAAAGUGAAGUCUCGAAGCAAAAUCAAACUCAAAUUCAAGAUAAAGUUGAAGUCUUGAAGCCGAAUCAGACCACAAUUCCGGCCACAAAAUCUCCCGAACCGGCUAAUACGACGGUGAAUUCAUCGCCGGAAUCUGCCUCCGGAUCCAAGAACAUCUCUGCAAAUGGUGAAAAGGGAAUUGCGGAAAAGGGUGUGACCAAGAAUCUCACUUCUUCUCUGGUGAAGAAACAGAGCAAUGGCACAAAUGUUGAGAAAAAAGGGACGGAUGAUUUGAUUAAUUCUUUGAUGAAUUGUGAUUUCUUUGAUGGAAAUUGGGUGAAAGACGAGUCGUAUCCACUCUACAAGCCUGGUUCUUGCUCUCUGAUUGAUGAGCAAUUCAACUGUUUCCGCAACGGAAGACCUGAUAAUGGUUACCACAAGCUCAAAUGGAAGCCCAAGGGCUGCACUCUCCCGAGGUUGGAUGGAAGUCAUAUGUUGGAGCUGUUGAGAGGAAAAAGAUUAGUUUUUGUUGGUGAUUCUCUAAAUAGGAACAUGUGGGAAUCCCUUAUUUGCAUACUAAGGAACUCUGUGAAAGAUAAGAAGAAGGUUUAUGAAGAAUUCGGCCGCCAUCAUUUUCGAGAAGAAGCUUCAUAUUCCUUUGUGUUUGAAGAUUACAAAUGCAAAGUGGAGUUCUUUGUGUCUCCCUUCCUGGUUCAAGAAUGGGAAGUAGUUGGAAAGAAUGGCACAAAGAAGGAGACGCUUCGACUUGAUUUAGUCAGCAGAGGUGCCAGUAAAUAUAAGAAUGCAGAUAUUAUCGUGUUUAACACCGGGCAUUGGUGGACUCACGAGAAAACUUCGUUAGGGAAGGACUAUUAUCAGGAAGGCAGCCAUGUGUAUAGUGAUCUCGAUGUUCAUGAGGCUUUUCGCAAAGCUUUGACGACGUGGGGAAGAUGGGUUGAUUCCAAUGUCAAUCCUAAGAAAUCACUUGUAUUCUUCAGAGGCUAUUCAGCAUCUCAUUUCAGUGGUGGCCAGUGGAACUCAGGCGGGCAAUGUGACCACGAAACAGAGCCAAUAAGGAACGAAUCCUAUCUCGCGCCGUAUCCCUCAAAGAUGACUGUUUUGGAGAAGGUCUUGAAAGGGAUGAAAAAAAAUGAGGUUACCUAUCUGAAUGUGACGAGAAUGACGGAUUACCGCAAGGACGGCCACCCAUCAGUAUACCGGAAACAGCACAUGUCCGACGAGGAGAAGAUAAAGCCGUUGCAGUUUCAAGACUGCAGCCAUUGGUGCCUCCCGGGCGUGCCUGAUGCUUGGAACGAGAUGUUGUAUGCAGAACUAUUGGUGAAACUGAGGCAGCAGAAACAAGAGAAACGGUCGUAGGUCAAACACAUGAAAUCAAUCAUAGGAUCGGAGCUGGCCAGCUAGGGUUCCUCGUGGUCGUCUUGAGAGACAAGACGACCACGAGGCCAUGCUAUGGAAGUCCAGUCCAGUAAAUACUCCCACAUGAAGAGGGCGCUGUGAUAAUACAACAGUGAGAUGAGCCUAAAGAAAGGUGCAUUUCACUCCCCUCUCAUGUGCUCACUUUGAUGAGAAUAUACAGAUAUAUAUACACAUGGUAAAUAUAUUGUUUAUUUCAAAUUGGUGAAGUUGGUAUCUUUUUUGGAGGAAGAGAUUUUCAUUUUUAUGUAUGUUUAUAUGCGGAAAAUGAUGAGAGAAGAGGGAUUAAUUAAAGCUUUAUAGUUUCCCACUUGCUACGGAAAUAAUGUAAAAUGAUUGUUCUAUUCUUGUCCAGUUUAUAAUUUUUUUUUCCUUUAAUUUUCAA
This is a messenger RNA of Salvia miltiorrhiza (redroot sage), 2639 nucleotides long. Its product is annotated as protein trichome birefringence-like. Lineage: Eukaryota; Viridiplantae; Streptophyta; Magnoliopsida; Lamiales; Lamiaceae. Gene Ontology annotation, cellular component: Golgi apparatus. The record is from RefSeq and is a predicted model, not a curated record. The transcript has 5 exons. Gene Ontology annotation, molecular function: O-acetyltransferase activity. The coding region runs from base 398 to 2197 and encodes 599 amino acids.